AUGAAAUUUCCAGGUCCAAGUAAGGUAAAUCCUUCUUUGCUUGACUUGAUGCAUUUGAAGUCUUUGGAUCUGAGCUUGAACAAUUUUUCUAGAGCUCCCAUUCCUAAAUUCAUUGGUUCCCUUGUACAUUUAGAAUAUCUCAACCUCUCCUAUGCCGAGUUCAGUGGAUCCAUUCCACCUGAGCUUGGAAACCUCUCGCGCUUGCACUUCCUUGAUAUUAGUUGGAAUGGUUAUGAUUUUUAUAAUUCUAGAUGGACCUCCUUACGUGCUGAUAGCCUUCGUUGGCUCUCCAACAUCCCUUCUUUGCACUCACUUUACUUGAGUGGCGUCAACUUCUCAAAGGCAGCCAAUUGGCUUCAUGAGAUUAACAUGCUCCCUUCUCUAUUAGAUUUGUGUUUGUCCUAUACUGACCUCCCUAUUGCAUCUGCUUCUAUAUCACAUGUUAAUCUCACAUCGCUCACCAUGCUUGAUCUUUCUCGGAAUUACCAUCUCAAUGCUACCCUACCACAUUGGCUGUUCAAUAUUAGCAAUCUUGUGCAUCUUAAUCUUGGAGGAUGUGAUUUACCUGAUAGACUAUUAUUUUCUAUAGGGGAUCUACAAAACUUGAAAAUCUUAUAUUUGUUUGAGAAUCAAAUUACCAGAGAAAUUUUUCCCAACUUAGCAAACCUCAGCCACCUGGAACAUCUAGAUAUGUUUUGGAACAAAAUUAGUGGAAAGAUACCGAGAAGCAUCGAGAACCUCCACAACUUGGUAGAAUUGGAUUUGUCUUAUAAUCAAAUUACUAGAGAUUUCUUCCAAAACUUGGGAAACCUCAGCCAUUUGGAACAUCUACGUAUGGCUUCAAACAAAAUUUGUGGAGAGAUACCGAAAAGCAUCAAGAACCUCCGCAACAUGGUGGAAUUAGAUUUGUCAUACAAUAGAAAUAUAAGUGGAGAGAUACCAGAAUUCCUUGGGAAUCUAAUUCACCUACAGGUGCUAGAUUUAUCAGGCAAUGAGAUCAGUGGAGAGAUACCACAUGCCUUUGACAAGCUUCAUAGCCUAUAUUAUUUGGCAUUAGCAUCAAACCGCAUAACCGGAAAGAUACCGAGAUUUAUAGGAAAUCUGUGUAAGUUGAAUGGGCUAGAUAUAUCUGAUAACAGCAUUACUGGUCAUUUGACCGAAGCCCACUUUGCCAACCUUACAAGAUUAGACUACUUGGAUCUAUCUUACAACUCAUUUCAGACAAAUUUAGAAGAAUUAUGCCUCAGUGAAAACAACAUUUCAGAUGGCUUUCCUGCUUGGUUUUGGGAUCUAAAAAAUUUGAACGAUUUGAAUGUGUCCCAUAAUAGCAUGACAGGAUGGCUACCAACUUCUUUGGGAGGCCAACAAUAUUGGUAUCUUGAUGUUAGUUACAACAACUUUCAUGGUCCAAUUCCUAAAUUAAAUACUUCUUAUCUAGAAAUCAUGAUACUAUCCAACAACUCAUUUUCUGGGCCUAUUCCCUUGAGCUUUGCCAAAGCUAUAAAUCUUAGAUACUUUAUUUUGCCCCGUAACCAUAUUGAUGGUAGCAUCCCUCAAUUCCUAUGCAAUCUAUCUUCAUUAGAAAUUCUUGAUCUCUCCAACAAUAACUUGUCUGGUGGCGUCUGGCUGUUCUGUAAUGGUUUGGCUUCAUUGGAAGUACUUGAUCUGUCUAACAAUGAGCUGUUUGGAGAACUUCAUCACUAUCCGUACAAACCACGACAUGGAACAAUUGAUUCCAAGGAGGACAAUAAGUUAGAGCAUUCUUUCGACUCAGUGGCAUGUCCUGUUAAGCUCCAAUCACUUCAUCUAAGAAAUAAUAGGCUCUCCGGAAAACUACCUUUAUGGCUGAAAUAUUGUAGACAAUUGGUUAUUCUUGAUCUUAGUGAAAAUAGAUUCUCAGACAACCUACCAAUAUGGAUUGGAAAAAGCCUCAGAUCACUGAGAGUUCUUUCUCUGAGGUUAAAUUUCUUCAAUGGCAGUAUUCCAGCUCAACUAUCAUAUCUUACUUCUCUACAAGUUUUGGACCUCGCUUGCAAUAAUUUUUCAGGUGCUUUGCCUCCAUCGUUUGGAAAUUUAAGUGCAAUGAAGAGGACACAGAAUGCAGAAAAACCAAUGCUUACAGACUUCCAUGCGUACUAUACAGAGGGCUUAGUAAUGACCACAAAAGGAAUAGAAAUUGAGUAUACCAGUGUGCUCUCAUUUGUGAUGAGCAUAGAUCUCUCAUGCAACAAUCUUUCUGGGACGAUUCCAAUAGAACUGGUAAAUCUCCAUGGACUGCGUUUCUUGAAUCUCUCUAAUAAUCACUUCACAGGAAAGAUUCCGGAAAAUAUUGGUGCCUUGACACAGUUAGAAUCACUUGAUCUGUCGGUGAACAAUCUCUCAGGCAUGAUUCCCUCAACUAUUUCCUCCUUGUAUUAUUUGAAUCACUUGAGCUUGUCCAACAAUAACUUAUCUGGAAGAAUUCCAUGGGGAAAACAAUUACAGACAUUAUGUGAUCCCUCCAUUUACAAUGGCAAUUCUUAUCUUCGUGGAUGGCCUUUUCCAUGGUGCUUUAAUGAUGCCCCUUCUAAAAGUCCAUUUCAAAACAGAGGAGAAGAGGAGGAAUGUGGAAAUGGCGAUGAGUCUGAAAUGAUAUGGUUUCAUGCUUGCUCUGCAUUGGGUUUCGUUGUGGGGCUCUUGGGGUUCAUCUAUGUGCUCAUGAUCAAACAAGCUAUAAGGAUUGCUUAUUUCCACGUGAUUGACAUGACAUACGAUUACAUCUAUGUGCAAUUAGCAAUGAGAUUUGCCAAAUUGAAGUCCAUCUUGCCCAUCUUGAUGAACAAUGGCCAAGGAUAA
Messenger RNA from Elaeis guineensis (African oil palm), 2835 nucleotides. NCBI's taxonomy places the organism in Eukaryota, Viridiplantae, Streptophyta, Magnoliopsida, Arecales, Arecaceae. The record is from RefSeq and is a predicted model, not a curated record.